Messenger RNA from Diabrotica balteata, 615 nucleotides. The record is from the annotation of a GenBank genome assembly. NCBI's taxonomy places the organism in Eukaryota, Metazoa, Arthropoda, Insecta, Coleoptera, Chrysomelidae.
AUGGACGGCGCGGCAGGGGGCAUGUACGAACCACACGUGGCCCAUCGGCCUAGUUUACCAGGUCUUCAUCACUCCCCCCAUUUGAACCAUGCAAUGCACCCUUAUCACUCGAACCAUGUUAACCCCACGGCGAACCACGUCAUGGGAGGAGCCGUACCUGAUGUCGGGAAGAGAGACAAGGACGCGAUCUACGGACAUCCACUAUUUCCUUUAUUGGCUUUAAUUUUUGAAAAAUGUGAGUUAGCAACAUGUACACCCCGUGAACCGGGUGUUGCGGGGGGAGACGUUUGCUCCUCAGAAUCAUUUAACGAAGAUAUAGCAGUUUUUUCAAAACAGGAAUCUGAAAAUUUGGGUAAAAGAUUGUUGGCUCUGGAUGAGAAAGUUAGUGACAUUGACGACAAACUUAGUGUGUUAAAAAAUCAACUGGACAGCAAUUCUCUAAAAGGUGAAGAAAUUAAUGCAGAAGCAAGCGAAAAGAGGUCUGUGAGUAUGAAUGUUAUAGAGAUUACCAAAACAUUGAACACAGAAAUGAUAAACCAUGUAACAAAAGAAUUAGGGCAAUUUAAAGAUACUACAGGUGGUGUUGAUAGAAAGCUGCAAUUUCACAUUAAUUAA